Messenger RNA from Aplysia californica (California sea hare), 3334 nucleotides. RefSeq lists its product as uncharacterized. Lineage: Eukaryota; Metazoa; Mollusca; Gastropoda; Aplysiida; Aplysiidae. The record is from RefSeq and is a predicted model, not a curated record. Bases 195 to 2996 code for a protein of 933 amino acids. The transcript has 15 exons.
CAAACACCGUGUCUUCCUCCACUUGUGGUCAGUGUCUUUAUAAGAGCUCACAACUCAUUCCUCGGAUUAGCUGCAAAGGGCUCACCUUUAUCCCUCGACCUCGUGUACCGCCAGUUUUUGGGGCUUGUGGUCUGCAGUACUUCCUCAGGAGUCAUCAGGGCAAGGCCACUCUCGGCGGUUUCGAAAUCUCAACAAUGGCAGAGGCAGCAAACUCGGAGCCAGUCACCGCACCAGAUGCAGGACCCAACGAGGAACGAAUUGAAGAAGCACCGGAAGUGAUUGAGGAGUGGACGUCUGCUGGGGUCGCCGAAUUCGAAAAGUCCAAGGUUGUGAAGAGACUUGCCAGUGUCUACACAGGAUUAAGAGACUGCAACGCUGUAAGUCGAAAACUAGCACCCCAUUUUGAAGAACAGACAAAGAGUGUGUAUAAACAGAUCGCAAAAACUGGAUUCGGCAAAAUAGCCGACGAUUCUCUGGGUUGUGUGGGUGCAGCCAUUGUCAAAGCUGAAAACAAGGUUGAAGAAAUAAGAAAGGGUGACCAGUCCUGGCCUGUGGCUGUGUUCUGGAUUAGUUUCCACCUGUUCUUCCGCUUCUCCCCGCCCUUCCUGGUGACAAGAUGGAGUGUCCAGCUGUGCCUAAUUGUCUCCCAGGUCAUCCUUGCCUUGUUGAAGGAUUUAGUCCGCAUUCCUAUAAAGAAGAAAUUGGUGGCGGCUACAGAAAAGCUUGUAAAACCAGCUAAUCCAAGUACAGCUGGAAAGGAAGUAGAGAAAGUAGCUGAAUCUCAGAACGAAACCGCAUCACGGAACGAAACAGCAUCACAAUCUAAAGGCAUAUUCUACAGAUUCUUCGAUUUCGUCGCCAGUACAGUCUUUGAUAUCAUAGAGUACUUCUUACAAAUGGCGUAUAGCAUCUUUUACUUGGUGGACGUGUUCUUCUUGAUCCCCUAUAUGACUUACCAGGUACUAUUCCUCGCUUGGGUGAAUGAAGUUCUGCACCAGCUGGCAGGACUGGACUCGAGCCCCACUGAAGAAGAGAAGAAAAAGAAAACCAGUCUCCUCAAGAAGCUGACCAGCAGGAACACGAUAUCGACGCCUUUCGGGACUUCUCUCUUUGCAUGUAAACCGGUAGAGAAAGAACGGGACAGGCCAAUUCGCAUCUCCCAGCACAGCUGGCUUGCCGAUAAAGCUCUUGAGUUUGGAAUAAUUUCUCUGGAGAAAUUCAAUACGCUGGUGAGAAUUGCGAGGAUGUUUGGCUUAAAACGACCCGGCUCUCCACUGAAGACUAUGUCGAAGACCUUCAAACGCAAGUUGGGAGCAAGAGUCGCGGUACUUACUGAAAACUUAAGGCCGGACCCGUCAGUUGAGAAAGACUCUGACAGCAGUACCAGUGAGUCCUCUGACUCUGAUGAUGCUGACACUAUCCAGCACAAGAGUGACAUGGAAGGCGAAUCUCAGGAGAUGCCGCUGAGCGACCACUGUGAUGACGUCACUGGCACCGCUGUGAAUAGUGGGAAAGUAAGUGCUAAGGAGCCAGUAGAAGACGACGACAGAUAUUUUUCAGAGACGGCAGAGUACAUUGGACUUGGCACUAGAGGACCAGACGAACACAGAACCGAAAGCGAGGACAGCUCCGACUUCGACAAGACAGCCAACAAAUCGCCCUUUGGUUCCCCGAACUGUAAAUGUCCUUUCGAUGUAACGGGAGGUCUUGUAGUCUAUAGGGCUCAUGAAGAAUCAUGUGUCUUAGAGAAAGUCAAAUCUCUUGCCCGUACAACUAAAUCGAUCGUGCACGACACGCUGUAUGGACCACAACAAACAAGACCAGUCGCUGUGGAAGAGUCCGAAGACGUUUUUUGGCAGACACAGUCGGAUACCCUGAGUGGGGGAGAGAGAAACCAAGCAGGAAGUGACCAUAGAGACAACUUUCUUUUCAUGGGUUAUGGGGGAGGGAUACUGGGAAAAGUUGUCAAAGCAAAAGCCCACUCGGUUCAAGAAGAUGACAAUGUUGAUCUUGAUACUUUGAAUGUUGAUCAUGUGACCUAUGUACAGGACGGUGUUGAAUAUAAAAGUACCGGGACAGAUGUAGUGAGCUUGCACAAUGAUGACCACUCCGACAAAGAAAAGGCUUCUCUAAAAACUGAGUGGCUGGCCCACUACAUAGCAGAGGCUGAACAACACGAAAAAGUUUCGCAAAAUGUGUUAGAAUGUGCCGGAGAAGAUGAAAAAGAGCAUGGUUUUGAAAAGGACACUCUAACAAACACAAACAUUGAUUUUGCUGUGGGUGAGUCUCACGCGUCGGGUAGCACUUCUGUGGUAUGUGUAGAGAACCAAAUCUGUGACCCCAGCUUGCACAAGAACAAACUGGAUCAUCCUGAAACGGCUCAUUCUGGUCUUAAUUCAAACGAUCAAAACUUUGCCCUUGUUGAAAAUGUGAACGACACUGCGGUUUCUCCAACUCCAUUACCAGAAGACGAAGUCCCGGCUCCAGAGGAAACUCCAGUGUGCUGUCCAUUUCUUGACUCUGAGAAACAUUCAGUGGGCUGUCAGGACGAUCUGGAGGGGGAGAAAAGUGUGGUUGGUGAAUCUCUGGUAGGUUCUCAGGACUCGUUGAAGGAAGAACCCACUCAAGAGGAAUUGAAAAUAUGUCAGGGUUCAUUAGGGACGGAAAAUAUCUCAGGUUAUCAGAAUGAGGUAGGCGAAGAAAAACGGAUAGAAUGUGAAGACAAUGUGAGACUGGAAAGUCAAGAAUGUGAAGAUUUCAUCGAACCUUCAGGCAACAGAAAUGUCGACAAUUUUGAAAAUGCUUUAGCCAUCUCGAAAACUGAAGACGACGGAACAUUUUCUGAUUCUGUCGAUGUCCCCGAUCAUCUCACUACACCUCGCCUGAAAGAUCCUGGUUACCAAGAUCCCACGAAGCACAGCUCUGACGUAGAUACGGGCAAAGCCUCAUUCUCGCCAUUGGCAAAUCGUCAAACUACUAAAAAUACAAACUUGUAAAAAGGUUCAUAAUUGUUCACAUGAGUGGACUCAUUGUAUUACGUAGCUACUUUGUUUGCCACUGGCUAGGAAAAUUGUCUUGAUGUCGUUUAUGGGCUAAAAUUCAGAACAUUUGUUAAGCUAAGAAUGUAUGCACUUAAAGAAUUUACAACUUUGUUCCCAUGAGCAGACAGGCCAUUUGUAUUCUUGGCCCUCGCCAAUCGUUUCACCUUAAGUUUCAUUUAAUUCUUCCGUUUCUGUGGGGCCUGUCACUGCUUCCAACAACUAUUGUCAAAUCUAUAUCUGCGUAGCAACUGUUAACCUUACCUGUGCCGUGUAAACCCCUCGCGUUUCUCCUU